This is a messenger RNA of Yamadazyma tenuis ATCC 10573, 2424 nucleotides long. It is a transcript of the gene ELP2, whose product is annotated as Elongator subunit. Gene Ontology annotation, molecular function: protein binding. NCBI's taxonomy places the organism in Eukaryota, Fungi, Ascomycota, Pichiomycetes, Serinales, Debaryomycetaceae. Gene Ontology annotation, cellular component: elongator holoenzyme complex. The record is from RefSeq and is a predicted model, not a curated record. Gene Ontology annotation, biological process: tRNA wobble uridine modification.
AUGGAACAGGUCCCAUUUGCCGCCGAACAGGACGCCGUGUUUGUGGGCGCAAACAAGCAGAGUUUUGUCGUGGAUUACGACUAUUCCCACGACUUGGUGGCGUACGGUGCCGGAAAAACCAUCGCAUUAUGGAAACCAACCCAAAACCACCAUAAAGGUGUAUUCUGCACCCUUAAGAACCAUACAGCCGAAGUCACGUGUGUACGGUUUGUCCCCAAUUCUCCCUUUUUGGUGUCAUGCGCAGAGGACUGCAAAGUCAGUAUUUGGCAGAGGAGAGACAAUAGCAACCAUUACGAAUUGCUGCAAACUAUGACAGAACAUACGGGAUCAGUAACAUGUAUUACGGUAUUAAACGAAAAAAUAUUCGCUACAGGUGGUUCAGACGGGCACGUGAUUCUCUGGGGACUCGACUCGUCUGGAAGUUGGGAUCAAAUCACUCACUUUGAAGUCAAACUGGGGUUCUACCCGCUCACUUUAUCUUUAUUGGAAGUCAAACAAAACCAGUAUAUUUUGGCCAUCGGAGGCACAACCGCCCACUUGUACGUAUACACCUUCACCUUUCACAACAAAGUGAUAGAUAACUUGGUGCAGUCGGCCAUUUUGACCGGACACGAGGACUGGAUCAAGUGUUUGGCUUUCACCCAAGAGAGUGAGGAUGAGUUUUUGUUGGCCAGUGGGUCACAAGAUCGGUAUAUUCGGUUGUGGCGGUUGAGAGUCAACGAGAAGAUAGACAAUUCCGACGAGGACUCGACGAAAUUGAUCUUGUUGAGCAACAAGCAGUACAAAUUCGCAGUCGAACACACCAAAUGUGCCAUAAGCUUUGAAGCAUUGAUCAUGGGCCAUGAUGACUGGGUCACCGGGUUGUCCUGGCACCCCCUGUACGACCUCUCGGCCCCCAAAUACCAAGAGUCCAACAAAAAACUCCAGUUGUUGUCUUCUAGUGCUGAUACCGCGUUGAUGGUGUGGGAAAUGGACCACGACUCGGGAAUUUGGAUCUGUAUAAGUAGGCUUGGGGAACUAUCCAUCAAGGGAGCUUCCACGGCUACAGGAGCCUCUGGUGGCUUCUGGUCUUGUACGUGGUUUGUUAACAACGGUGCCCAGUACAUCUUGACCAACGGGAAAACUGGUUCUCUCAGAGCCUACAAGAAUGAGGACGGAGACAAUAACAAUUGGGAGUCUGAGUUGAGUAUAACCGGUCCUACCAAAGAGGUCACCGACCUCGUGUGGUCGUUGAAUGGCCAGUAUUUCAUGGCCACCUCGUUGGACCAGACCACCCGGUUAUUGGCUCCAUGGAAACUUGAGGACGGUUCUACAUGGCUCGAAUUCGCCCGGCCUCAGAUUCAUGGCUAUGACAUGGUAUGUAUCGAUAACAUCUCGCCCACCAAGUUUGUUUCUGCCGGUGACGAGAAGAUCUUGAGGGUGUUUGAGAUGACCCACUCGAUCAACCGGUUGCUUAAGCAAUUUUGUGGGAUUGACAUUGGAACCCACGAAGAAUUGCCCGACACUGCUGCUUUACCAGUUCUUGGACUUUCGAACAAAGCUGCCAACGAGCAGUUGGAAGUUGGUGAAGCAUCCGAACAACAGGACUCUGAAGAAGCUGGUGACGUUAAAAAGGACGACAUUUUGGACGAUUUGACUGGACCUCCAUUGGAAGAUUAUUUACAACGGUUUACCUUAUUCCCGGAAGUAGAAAAGUUGUACGGACAUGGGUAUGAGGUGUCCUGCUGUGUCACGUCUCCUAAUGGGAAGUUAAUUGCAUCUUCGUGCAAAAGUAACUCGCUUAAGCAUGGGAUGUUGAGAAUGUUCAACAUCAACAACGACUUCCAGCAAUGUGAGCAAACGUUACCGGGCCACUCUUUAACUAUCACCAACAUCCAGUUCUCCCCCGAUGGCUCUUAUCUCUUGUCAGUAUCUCGUGAUCGGCAAUUCAUAUUAUGGAGAGUGGUGGAUGAGAAUACCGGCCAGUUUGAGAUGGUUGAAACUAACCCUAAAGCCCACACCAGAAUCAUCUGGGACAGCAGCUGGCUUCCCAAGCAGUUGGGCAGCUAUUUCAUAACUGUCGGCCGUGAUAAGCUGCUCAAAUUCUGGUAUGUGGACGAAAGUUCCGAAAAAAAAGUGAGUUUGGUCGACUCGUUGAAGGCCUCAGGUGUCAUUACUUCUGUAUCAGUGCACCCAGAAGCCAUAGACAACAAGGCGGUGGUUGCAAUCGGGUUAGAGUCAGGUGAAAUCCACUUAUACUAUAUUGAAUUUGGCAAGUCGGAGAAGAAGCUCCAAACUUGGGCCCAAAUUCCACAGAAAAUAGCUCCCGCCGAUAAAGUAUCGAAAUUGAGCUUCAGCAAAGUUCUUCAUGAUGGCAAGCUUCUUUUGGCAUCUGGAAGUGCCGAUACUUCCAUCCGUUUAUACUCGAUUAGUAUUCCCAUAUAG